CCCAGCUACUUCUCGCCGCAGCCCCGCCAGAUCCUCAGCCACGCCAUCGCCCGCAGCCCGCCCGCCUCGCCCGCCGCCUGGCCCGCCGCCUCGCCCGUCGCCUCGCCCGCCCCGUCGCCCGCCGGCAGCGCCAAUGCUUCGACCACGUCGGUCGACCACGUCGCAGCGCUGCCACUGAGGUCCGCCUUGGCGCCCGCGCUGCACCCGCUCAACCGCCCCGCCUACGAGCGCGACCUCUCGAGCAUCUCCACCGCCAGCACCGUCACCGUCCGUGCGAACCCCGCCGACGCCGCCGACUCGCCGCAGCGCCAUGGGCCCGUCUACCCCAACCAGAGCUACGCCGCGCUGCAGUUCCAGCAGUACCCCGCGCCCUACAUCCCGCCCAUACAGCGCGCACGCAGCUCCCACCCGGCGCACUUCUCGGCCAACUCGGUGUCGGCCAUCCCCUCGUUUGGCGCCUCCAACGUCCACUACCGCGACAUCAUGGACUCGGCCCCACGCACCGCCGGCAACUCGCCCAUGAGCAGCCCGGGCCUCUUCGACCCCGCCAGACACGUGGGCUCGUCAGGCUCCCGAGAACCCACCGACGGCCUCUACUCGAGUCCCUGGCUCCACCACACCCACCGGCAAGCCCCCAAGGAGAGUCACCUUGCCGACGUGACGCACGAUCCCAUCUCCGGCCGCAAGCUCGUCAACCAGUACGAAAUCAUCGACGAGCUCGGCCGCGGCGUGCACGGCAAGGUCAAGCUGGGCAAGGACCUAAUGUCUGGCAAGUACGUGGCCAUCAAGAUUGUGGACCGCUACUCCAAGCGGAGGCGUCUGGGCAAGAACACCAGCCACGAGGACAAGAUCAAGCGCGAGAUUGCCAUACUGAAAAAGGCCCGUCACCCCAACAUUGUCAGUCUACUCGAAGUCAUAGACGACCCGGCUAAGAAAAAGGUCUACAUCGUGCUCGAGCACGUGGAGCUUGGCGAAGUCAAGUGGAGGGUCGAAGGCGCCCCCGCGGUCACUCUGGUCGAGUGGAGGCGCUUUCAGCGAGAGUCGCAAGGCAUCUUCGACGACGACAGGGCAGCGCGGGAGGACGAACACAUCAUCAGGAGAGCACACCAGAAGCUAGUCCGUCAGCGCCGCAGGGAAGCCCGGGAAGCCCAUCUCCGCCGGCAAACCGUCACCGGCAACGAGCCUUGGAGCUUCGAGUUUGGCGGUGACUCUGACGACGACAUGUACUCAGAGGCCGGUCGCAGCUCUCGAGCCUCCAAUCGCGAGGACCGUCCGCCGAGCCGCGUCCAGCUCCACGAAAAGCAACAAGGCUCAUCGCACACAGAUGGCACAAUGGAGACUGCGUUUUGCGCUUCUAUGCUUGCGCCUGGCCCCAAGGGCGGUGACGGCAGUGCCACUGGCCUCGAAGGCACCAUGUACGGCGCCUAUGAUGCCGAGUACGGCGCCUGUGAUGCCGAGUACGGCGCCUGUGAUGCCGAGUACGUCCGUGGCCGCACGCCAAGUCUUGCCGGCAGCAGCUCUUCUCACCCAGAGGCCGAGCACGACGAGGUGCCCGAGCACUUUCGCUACGUUCCCCUCAUGACGAUGCAAGGCGCUUGGGACGCUUUCAAGGACACUGUCCUCGGUCUCGAGUACCUGCACUACCAAAACGUCAUCCACCGCGACAUCAAGCCCGCCAAUCUUCUCGUCACCAAGGAGCACCGCAUCAAGAUCUCCGAUUUUGGUGUCUCCUACCUCGGACGCCAGAAGACAGACGAAGGCUUUGGGGACCAGUCAGAGAACGAGAUGCAGGAAGAAGACGAGGCUAUCGAACUGGCCAAGACUGUGGGCACACCGGCCUUCUACGCACCUGAACUCUGUAGGACUGAUUUCAGUGCCGAAACGCCGCACAUUGACGGAGGCAUCGACGUGUGGGCCCUUGGCAUCACGCUAUACUGCCUGAUCUACGGCCGAGUUCCUUUCCACGAGAACAACCCCUUUGCGCUGAUGAAGGCCAUUAGCGAAACCGAACCCUACAUUCCACGUUACCGACUCAAGCCUGUCUCUGAGCGUGCCAACUCCCGACCGAACUCGCACGGGCGUAAUAUGCAACCCAUCUCGAACGCCCGGAGAGCACCUCACGAUGUCGACUACGAGGAGAUUGAUGAGAACCUCCGUAAUCUACUGAAGUGUCUGCUCGUCAAAGAUCCCAAGCACCGCAUAACAAUACACGAGAUCAAAAGGCACCCGUGGCUGCUGCAAGGCCUCAACAACUACAACACCUGGAUGGAGGAGACAGAUCCUGAUCGCUCUUCUCACGGUCGCAAGAUCGAGAUUACAGACGAUGAUCUGGAAAAGGCCGUCGUUCCUGUUGGUCUCGUGGAACGGAUGCGGUCAGCUGCGAAGAAAGCCACCGAUUACGUCACAAAAAGCUUCACCAGGGGCGGUUCUAGCUCUCGUCGCCGCGCACAGAGCUCGGCACACGAUUUGCCUCCGAGUAUGAGCACCGCUUCCUCGAGCAGUACCAUUAGCCAAGAUGCACGACGAGGCAGCAUAGCACCCAACGCGAUCCUGGACAUGCUGGGCAGAUCACGCGAACCUGAGCACCCGCUCUCGCACAGUGUCAGCGCCAGCCCCGAAGCAAAGGAACGAGCCAGGUAUUUUGACAGCCCCGACUCUCGGAAAGCUUCCCCCAUGCAAAAUGCGGAGACGUAUCGGCCAGCUAUAGCGGAUCGGGCCAUGUCUUCCGUGUACACAAUACGGCAAGCUGACCUGGACGUCCGAUCCACAACACCACUGGUACCCUCAGCACUCCCUGGCACUCCAACUGUAUUGGAUACGCCUACCGGCUCACAUCUUGGAGGCUUGUUCGGAGGUCUUCCGCGCAGGGUCGUCAACAGCAUGAAGAGCAAGGACAAGCUCAGGCCUGCGCGAGAACGCAUCCGCAAGAAGUCGUUCGACAAGUCGAUUGAUCGCCUCAUGGUUGGCGAAAACGACCCGCAUGGCGUUCCGAGCCUCGCCUUGAGCACAACAAACGCCGCCGGCCACGUCGACGCACCAGACGUGAAGGCAUUGUCACCCAUUGCACGGAGUCGAUCGCCCAGCUACUCGGAUGCAUACUCUGUCGAUCUUCUUGACUCGGCCUCUCGACAGUCGUCGGUGUCAUCGCUGUCAUCUCGCCUGGCUGCUCGGUGGGCAGCUGCAAAUGAGCUCGAGGUCGGGCCCACCCUGGACAUUCCUCCUGGCUCCUACAAAUCGGCAACUUCGUCGCGCUCUGCACACACUGCAAAUUCACACUGGCUGUCAAGUGCCCACGAGACCUCGGACGAGCGGUUCAGUCGCGCAAAGGACGAGUUCAUCCGCCGACGAGUGCGGGAGGAGAACAUGGAUCGCGCACGUCCGGCAUCUGGAACGCAACGACCUGGCUCAGCCCUUGAUCAGACUGCCUGCCCUCCCAGCCCGGAUGACGAGACAUUCAGUCAGCGCCAGAAGGAAGUGAGUCAACACCAAAAGGAACACGCCGAGUCCUCGGAGAAUAGUCCUGUUUGUGGACAGGAGCGUGGCCUGGCCUUUUGUUCGUCCGAGGAGCAGUUUACGCCCAUGUCGCAGUCGACCUCGAACCCAUCUAUUCCGUCUGUCGCAUCCGCCAACUCUUCUGUUCCAGACGACUGCGCUCAUCUAGACCGGUUCGCCAACAUGCUACCCACAACAUCUGCCGACUCGAUCGCACACAACCAGUUUGAUGCUCCUUUGGACGAUCCUGCUGGUUACGACGGCGACCACGCCGUCGAUAGCGACGAAGACGACAGCAGCGACGAUGACGGUGGGCUCUUCAUGGGACGCAAGAGGCCCGCACCGAAGCCUCGACGAAGCAACUCAAUCUCCAACGCAGAGCUCGCCCGCUCAAGCAUCUCCAAGGAACUCACCAAGACCCGUCGCCGCUCAGCACGCAGCGGUAGCAACGGCACCGUCAAGAAAUUCCCUCCGCCA
Molecule: messenger RNA, 3969 nt
Organism: Didymella exigua CBS 183.55
Lineage: Eukaryota; Fungi; Ascomycota; Dothideomycetes; Pleosporales; Didymellaceae
Product: kinase-like protein
Exons: 2
Biological process (GO): intracellular signal transduction; protein phosphorylation
Cellular component (GO): cytoplasm
Molecular function (GO): ATP binding; protein serine/threonine kinase activity
Source: RefSeq, a predicted model, not a curated record